This is a messenger RNA of Radiomyces spectabilis, 595 nucleotides long. RefSeq lists its product as uncharacterized. Gene Ontology annotation, molecular function: protein-disulfide reductase activity. The record is from RefSeq and is a predicted model, not a curated record. Bases 122 to 484 code for a protein of 120 amino acids. Gene Ontology annotation, cellular component: mitochondrial intermembrane space. Gene Ontology annotation, biological process: protein import into mitochondrial intermembrane space. The transcript is spliced from 2 exons. NCBI's taxonomy places the organism in Eukaryota, Fungi, Mucoromycota, Mucoromycetes, Mucorales, Radiomycetaceae.
CCAACCCGAUGUGGAGCCUGUGAAUAAAGAGAAGAAAAGGAAAAAGGCACAGCUUAAAAACAAUCAGAUCAGGCCGCAGCUUACGAUCCCAAAACUGUCGAUCAACGGGGAUUGUUACUGCAUGUGUUCUGUUUGUAUGGCAUUUAUCGAUAAUUAUACAAACGUAUGUUUUUCUGAAGGUCUGGGCGGUGUGUCCACCAGUCCUUGUGGUGAGGGUGAAUGCAGCUGCUUUGUCUACUCCGACGCCGAUCCCAAGGGCGGUGAUUGUAUUGAGAAAUUCAAAGCGGUGCAAAACUACUCCAGCCAGUAUCCUGGUGCUUACGGAAACGAAAUUGACGACAAUGACAAUAAAGAAGAGGCAAAAGGGACCCUGGGUGAUAACAAGGACAUGAGAAAGCUGUACCUGCACCAUACCAAGAUUCCCCAAAGCAGGAUUCAGCGACUCCAACCGAGGAAACCACCAAUAAUAUCUAGAACAACUUAAACGCGAACGUGAAGAUGCAAGAAGAAUAUUGAGAGCACAGGGCAGGAAAACCCCAUAUUAUUUACUCGAUAAACGAAAAACUACUCUCUUUUUCCAUGACCCAACCAAAAG